GGCACUGCGAGUAGACCUGUAAGGCGUAUAUCCUUGAGGGCCACACGCUGUUUUGAUCCAGGUGACAUCGCCGACAAAGUCGGCAGAGCUCUAGAGACAAAGCGGGAAAAAAAGAACGACCAUGUUCAAAUCACUGGGCAAGAUGAUGGGUGGGGGUUCGAGUAAGAAGGGCAAGUCAAAAUUACAGGACAAUGACGAUCUUUCAAGCGUAGGGGCCGACGAUGUUUCGCUGGCCGAGAGCGGUUCGGGGAGCUACUCAAAGGGUAGAAGCGUGCCGGCGGCCAACGGGGCAUACGACAAUGGUGACGACCGAGGCGCAUCGGGUGCAGCGCCCGUCAAAAUCGAGAAGCACGGCGGGCUGAGCAAGCACGAGAGCCCAUUACCUUCGCCCUCGAACAGCGCACGAAAUGUGGAUGCCAAUGCAGAUCUCAGCACGACGAACAACGGAAGCUACUCAGAGAGCCCCACAAGCCUUCGCGAUAGCCAGACUUCAUCACAGCAGCAACGACCUCGGAAUAAUUCAGAUCUGAGUGCGCGAGGAGGAGGGGGAGGUGCCGGCGCUCCAGCAGCGCCAUCACCCUCGACUACUGCUGCAGCGGCCGCGGCAGCGGCAAACUCUCCACCAGGCAUCCCUACGACACAGACGAUCCUUGCCAACCCCAUCGGAGGGACAUCUCUCGGACCGGCUCCGAGGUCAGGCAGCGGUGGAUCAUCAGGACCCAACAACGGAGGAUCAACCGGUGGAUUCGCAGGGGUCGGAGCACAAGGGCCAGGACUAGGAGCAGGUGGACCAUCGUCAGGAUCGGCUUCGACGGCUGGCUCGACCGCGGGAAGUGGAGCUGAGCAGGUACGGACGUUCGACAUUGACGACAUGAUUAAUAGGCUCCUCGAAGCGGGCUAUAGCACCUCUAAAUUGCCCAAGCCUGCGCUCAAAAAUGCUGAAAUCACAGCCGUGUGCACGGCAGCGCGCGAGGUGUUCCUCUCGCAGCCGACUCUCAUCGAGCUGAGCCCUCCCGUCAAGAUCGUCGGUGACACGCAUGGUCAAUAUCAAGAUCUACUCAGGCUCUUUGAAAUGUGUGGGUUCCCGCCUCAGGCGAAUUACCUUUUCCUGGGCGACUACGUCGAUCGUGGAAAGCAAAGCCUCGAGACGAUUCUGCUACUACUCUGCUACAAGAUCAAGUACCCCGAAAAUUUCUUCCUAUUGCGCGGCAAUCACGAAUGCGCGAACGUCACAAGAGUCUAUGGAUUCUACGACGAGUGCAAGCGACGGGUAAACAUCAAAAUCUGGAAGACAUUCAUCGAUGUCUUCAACACGCUCCCCAUCGCUGCAGUCGUAGCGUCAAAGAUCUUUUGCGUCCACGGAGGUCUCUCCCCUUCCCUGUCCAACAUGGAUGAUAUUCGACGGAUAGAGAGGCCAACGGACGUGCCCGACUACGGCCUACUGAACGACCUCCUUUGGUCCGAUCCAAGCGACACGGCACUAGACUGGGAGGAUAACGAGCGCGGCGUGUCGUACUGUUUCGGCAAAGCUGUCAUUCAACAAUUCCUCGCCCAGUACGACUUUGACCUUAUUUGCAGGGCUCACAUGGUGGUAGAGGAUGGCUACGAAUUCUGGAACGAGCGGACGCUGGUGACUAUCUUCAGCGCACCAAAUUACUGCGGAGAAUUUGACAACUUUGGUGCGGUCAUGUCGGUCUCGGAGGAUCUUCUCUGCGCCUUCGAAUUGCUGAAGCCUCUCGACGGACAAGCACUCAAAAAGGAGAUGGCAAAGAACAAGCGGAGAAGUCUCAUGCAGCAUCAAUCUCGUGCCACUUGAUCUCCGCAACCUUCUUCGGUUCAAGUCCGAUGUCGCGCAAGCGGAGAGACGUCUUUCCGCUCUUGUCUCCUCUCGCCCUGUCUUUUACCGUCAAGCCUCCUCCUCAUCCUGAUGGGUACAUGACUCAACGAGACAGCGACGACGACAACGAGAGCAUGGACUCAUCCGACCAUCACCACCAAGCCAGAAUCCUCCCUUCUGUGUCACCGUCGCCGAAGACAAGGCAAAGAACUACGACCCGUCACGUUCUUCUCACAUGGCCAAAACGGCUUUCCAACUUCCUCUUCUCUAUCAUGACAAAUGACUUGUCGCUUUACUGUCUGAUUCGCGCUUU
Molecule: messenger RNA, 2150 nt
Organism: Acaromyces ingoldii
Lineage: Eukaryota; Fungi; Basidiomycota; Exobasidiomycetes; Exobasidiales; Cryptobasidiaceae
Product: phospho protein phosphatase PPZ
Exons: 3
Coding region: 122-1816 (564 amino acids)
Cellular component (GO): cytoplasm; nucleus
Molecular function (GO): protein serine/threonine phosphatase activity
Source: RefSeq, a predicted model, not a curated record